GUCUGUCUGUCUGUCCUCCGCUUGUCCGACGGGGUGGACUCAGAAGCCUGCGUGUCCCGAAGCCCUGCAGGGGGGAGGGCAGGCAGGGAGGGAGGGCCUCGACGUGACCGCAGAAGCUGAACCAGGGAGGGUUGUCGGCGGUGGGGUUGGGGGCGGCCCUUGACGGGCUUCCCUCUUCCCCCCCCCCAUCCCCCUGCGAAGUGGCUGCCUGGCCCAAGGGGGGGAGGGUCGUUCGGACUCAUCGAAGCUCCUUUCCCCGGUGGGCUGGGGGGGGGGGGCUGACCGGUGCGAGGGAUUCGCCGCCCACGAUCUCUGCAGCCCCCUUGGCGGCCGUCACGCGAGCCCCCUCCCCUCUGCCAGGCUCUAAUGCCUGAAAGUGGAGCGCAGAAGCCGUGCCCCCCCCCCCCCGGGGAAGGAAGUCUUUGUAGGUCAGUAGGGGCGAGAGGCGGCUCCGAGCCUUCCAGGCAGCCUCGCUUAUCUCGGGCUGAGCCAGGCAUCCGGGGGAGGGGGGGAGGAUGUUAUCUGGGUGCCUCCCCCUCACCAUCGCCCAUCCAGUUGGGUACCUCGCAGGCGCUCCCACCCGCUACUGAGGCUGCCCCUGCAGGCCGGCGGCCCAGCCCUGUCCUCUGAGCAGCGCCAGGACAGCUGGACGGGCGGGGCGGACGGAAGAAGCCCCGACCCCGCAUUCCUGGAGGGGCUGGAGAGCAGUAGCAGCGCAGACGGCCGCUGGAGAAUGGGGAAGGAAAACCUCCUGGCAGCCCAUCUGCUGCAGGUGCUCCUCUCACCCCUCCUCCUGGCUGCAGAAAGGCAACAAACAGGCCUCCCCAGCGGUGUGCGAUGUCUGAACAAUUAUGGGAUCCAAGACCGCCAAGUGGAUUGUUCCUGGCACCGGAACCAGACUGCAGGAGAGGGAGCGUUCUAUCUCAAUUUCUCUGAUACCUUUCAGCAGUACAGCGACCUCUUCUGCUGGCUUUCAGCCUCCGAGGAGGCCCCGCAUGAGUUCAGCUGCUCUGCGGAAGGAUCGGGGAAUUUUGAAGAGGGUGACGAAUACAAGCUCUCCUUGCGCGCCUCCCUGGGGAAAGGCGAUCUCUACACUGCCUGGGAGGUGACUUACCAGCCCAUGCAGAACAUUAAAUGUGAUCCGCCCUGUGGCGUCUGGAGCAACCUGACUGCCAGCAAGUGUCAGAUCGUGUGGAGGAAGCCAGAGGCCUACGUGAACAUCUGGAAGACCUUGCAGUGGCAGCUGCAAUUCAGGGACACCGAGGUCCCCUGGGAGCAAGCAGAGACCAAAACCGUGGUCACCAGAGAGACGAUGAUGGAAAUAGACGCUUCUGAGUUCACGCCAGGCACCAGCUACGUCGCAAGAGUGCGCUGCAAAACCCCAGACGACAGCAAAGAUUAUGCCAGCCAGUGGAGCGAGUGGAGCGCCACAACGGAGUGGAGCGUCCCCCCAGGCCCUUUGCUGAAGGAGGAGCUUCCAGUCCUGGUGGCUGUCUUCAUCUCAGCCUGCCUUGGUUCUCUGCUCUUUCUACUCCUGCUCUCCAGCUGUUACUCAAGGAUCAAGAUCCGUUGCUCAGCAAACACCCCCAGCCCGGCAGACUUCUUCAUGCCUCUCUAUUCCUCUCACCAUGGGAAUUUCCAGGCUUGGACUGGCAUCAAAGGGCGGGAUGCAUGGCAGAGAGGCAGCAAGGAAUGUGGAACCGGCAUCCUCACCCUGAGGCCCGUGGAGGCCAUUUCCCAGCUCUCCUCCGUCAAGCGCCUCUCGGGAGUGGAGUUGCCAGCAGCGGAGGGACUUUGCCGCCUGCCAGGGGCUCCAGACCAGCCAGACACAGCCAGCGACUAUGUUGUCAUGCAAGGGGAAGCAAAGGCCCCGGUCUUGCCUGGAAGAGCUCCUCUCUACAUGGAAGCCCUGGGUGCCCUAGGCGAGAGUUUUCUUUAUUUGCCUUACAAGAAUGCCCUGUUUGCAGAGCAGGAUCCCUGGGAGAUUCCUGCAGCAAACCCUCUUGCCUCCUGAGCACCGGCGCCCACUCUGUGGGGCCCAAAGAGAGACCAAGCAGAGCGGAGAGGGGCUCAUAACUGCCAGCACAGCUCUCGGCAAGCAAGUUCUGGCUUUUCUCCUCACGUGGGCAAGCCCUGCUGGCACAUCUGGGCCGACUCUGAAGAAUAUCCGUAUCCUGAGACCAGUCUCUGAACAGACAGUCAGGGAUGCUGGCUGCUUGCUGAUAGUCAAAGUAUAAAAUCAUAGAGUUGGAAGGGCCAUCGUGUAGAUGGGCUUUGAGUUAACGUUUGCUAGAAGCCACCCUUGACGGCUGCAGAAUCCCUAGAACCUACGAGGACGAGCAGUGAAGCAAAACUGGCCCAGUUUGCACUCUGAGUAGACAGAGGGCUGCGAGUUGACUGAUGGAGCAGCUCAGAGGGCCAGAAGUCAGACGCAGAGGUCAUGUUGCUUGCUCCCUGUAGUUGCUGCAUGCAUAUUUGCAAUAAAACAAAGGCACAA
Molecule: messenger RNA, 2497 nt
Organism: Sphaerodactylus townsendi
Lineage: Eukaryota; Metazoa; Chordata; Lepidosauria; Squamata; Sphaerodactylidae
Product: interleukin-9 receptor-like
Exons: 9
Coding region: 734-2014 (426 amino acids)
Biological process (GO): immunoglobulin mediated immune response; cytokine-mediated signaling pathway
Cellular component (GO): membrane; external side of plasma membrane
Molecular function (GO): protein binding; cytokine receptor activity
Source: RefSeq, a predicted model, not a curated record